UAAAAAGAUUCCUUCUUCUGAACGAAACGGUCGUGAACGAAACAACACAAGUUGACUACUUCCGUGCACUUUUGUUUGAGUAACCGAAUUUUUUUUAAUCCACGAAUUCAUUCUUCUGGAAUUAGUAGUUGAACGGAUUGAAACCUCUCGUUCGUCCAUCACUACUUUAAAAGUUUUAAAGGCUACUUUUAAGAUUUUUAAGUCUUCGUGUCUGGAUAAACUCGCCUUGGUAUUGGUGCACGUUGACGCUUCUCGGCCCAGUUAGAUUAGCUUAGCUUAGCUCGCUAGCCGGUAACAAAGAGACGCGUUUGUCAGCACCACAUAGCAAACUCGAGAUCGCCUGUAAACUUGUUGUGAUUGUCGUGUAAAAAAAAAUGUGUGCAAGAACGAUAGCAAAGUAUGAGAAGGAACUUUCUGGAACGAAAGAGGAAGACGAGCCACAACGACGACUCGAGGACGCUGUUAGCAUGCAGCCUUGUGUUGUGUUACACAGAACAGGCAUUAGUGAAUAUCUUUGUUCUGAGCGGCAGGAGCCAGAGUCCUGUCACAUCAAAGAGGAACUGAAGGACGAAGAGGUCCACCACAUCAAACAAGAAGAGGAGGUCGAGGCUAUUACCUUGUUUAAAUCGACUGGGGUCCUUUUGAAGAGUGGAGAUGAAGUUCAAAGUGAGGAGAACAGAGGGGCGGAGCCUCCAAGCAGCAGCUCAAGUCAACACAUGAGAACAGAAGGUGAUGGAGACCACAGUGGAGGAUCACAAGCAGACGGCCUCUUAGCGCCACGAUCAGAUAGUGACGACAUGAUGUCAUACUCUCCUGAAACGGAAGAUGGAGAGUCUGAUGGUGAAAUGACAUGUCACACUACCAACAAACAAUGGAAAUGUUCUCAGUGUGGGAAAACCUUUCCUUAUGAGAGACAUUUGAAACUACAUAUGAGAAUACACACUGAUGAGAAGAAUUUUGCCUGCUCAGAUUGUAGUAAAAGAUUCUCUCGUAACGAACACUUGAGAAGUCAUAUAAGAACCCACACUGGAGAGAAACCUUUUACCUGCUCAGAUUGCGGUCAAAGAUUCACUCAAAAGGGAAGCUUGAAAAUACACACGCGAGCCCACACCGGUGAGAAGCCUUUUGCCUGUUCAGAUUGUAGUAAAAGAUUCUCGAGUAAGGAACAGUUGAGAAGUCAUGUAAGAACCCACACUGGAGAGAAACCUUUUGCCUGCUCAGAUUGCGGUCAAAGAUUCACACACAAGGGAAACCUGAAAAUACACACACGAGCCCACACGGGUGAGAAACCUUUUUCCUGCUCAGUUUGUGGUCAAAGAUUCUCCCAGAAGCAGAACUUAAAAUUACACACAAGAGCUCACACCGGUGUGAAACCUUUUGUUUGCGGAGUUUGUGGUAAAACAUUCACCCAGAAGGGAGGCUUAAAAUUACACACAAGAAACCACACUGGUGAGAGACCUUUUCCCUGCACAGUUUGCGGUAAAAGAUUCACUCAUAAAGGACACUUAAAAUUACACACAAGAACACAUUCUGGUCAGAAACCUUUUGCCUGCUCAGUUUGUAGUCAAAGAUUCACAAUGAAGGGAAGCUUAAAAAAACACACAAGAAUACAUACUGGUGAGAAACCUUUUGCCUGCUCAGUUUGUGGUCAAAGAUUUAGUCAGAAGGAACACUUAAGAAGUCAUACAGUAACCCACACUGGUGAGAAACCUUUUGCCUGUUCAGUUUGUGGUCAAAGGUUCUCCUUCAUGGGAAGCUUAAAAAGACACUUAAGAACCCACACUGGUCAGAAACACUUUGCCUGCGCCACUUGCUGUCGAAGAUUCUCUUGUAAGGCUAGGGCUAAGACACACAAGUGUGCCGGUAAGAAUGGAGGUGAUCGAGAAGGUUUCAAUGUAAAUGUUAGGUGAGGUUUAUUCGAUUAGCUUUCAUUCACAGAAUAAUUUCAGAAAACCAACAAAGGAUGAAGCCAACCGAAAAGGCGUUAUGCAAAGCCGUGGCUUAUUAUGCCUGCGCCGAGCUUUACAAGACAAAAAAAACAUAGUUCAGCAAAAAAAGAAAAAAAGCCUGCAAAGCACCAACACAGAUUUCAACUUUUUACAGAGUGAAAUUAAAUUAGUAGUCUUAAAAAGAACGCAUUUUACCUAAACAAAUAAGCAUUGCACACAUUUGUCCCGGAUGUCAAACGAGUACGAAAGUUACAAUAUUUAUGCAAUUCCAUUUGGUUAUACCUGGGUCAUAUAUUUUUUCAGUACUUUUGUUUAAAAUAUACUUUUAAAACUAUAAGCGAACCACACAUUUUCAGGUAAUCGUCGUAGUCAUUCCAUAAAGUAACACCACUAACAGAGACGCGUCUGUUUUAUAUUGGUCCUCUUUUAGAAUACCAGUUCCCCUCAGAUCAUAAGUCUUAAUUUUUAACCAGCUUUUAAACACUAUGGCAAAGAAAAUUAUUGCGUAAUUUGAACAUUAUUUGUUAGGUUUUGAAUUGUACAUGUAUUUAAAUUGAUAAAGCAUUUGUUGGCUCUGUGUGUUCAGAUUGAUUAUGAUUCUUAUAGCUCUUUUUGGUAACUUAAAAAUAGGCUAAGUAUUGGUUUUGUAGGUGUUGGCCCAUAUCUCAACACCAUGAAUGAUGGAAGUAAUCGUAAGCAGUAAAGUGUAUAUGAUUUCAUAUUCAGAACAUCCUUGAUUUUACAGAAGAUGGCAAUGUUAUUUGACAUUGUUUUUUUUAUGUUGUCUGUUUGUGGCUUCCAACAAAGCUUAGCAUCAAUUACCACUCCAAGAAGUGUUUUAUUGGAUACUCUGUCUUAAUAGAAUGUGCUGUGAUUUUCACCUAAUGUUUAAUUUGUUUAUUUUGGCAAAAAAUGAUAAACCUGGUUUUGUUUAAA
Phyllopteryx taeniolatus (common seadragon) is the source of this 2885-nucleotide messenger RNA. RefSeq names its product gastrula zinc finger protein XlCGF57.1-like. The transcript is spliced from 2 exons. Gene Ontology annotation, molecular function: RNA polymerase II cis-regulatory region sequence-specific DNA binding; DNA-binding transcription factor activity, RNA polymerase II-specific. The record is from RefSeq and is a predicted model, not a curated record. Gene Ontology annotation, biological process: regulation of transcription by RNA polymerase II. Lineage: Eukaryota; Metazoa; Chordata; Actinopteri; Syngnathiformes; Syngnathidae. The coding region runs from base 375 to 1910 and encodes 511 amino acids. Gene Ontology annotation, cellular component: nucleus.